AUGGGCUGGCCCUUCUUCGGGGAGACUCUGCACUGGCUGCUCCAGGGCUCCCGCUUCCACAGCUCUCGGCGGGAGAAGUACGGAAACGUCUUCAAGACCCACCUCCUGGGCCGGCCCGUGGUGCGGGUGACGGGUGCUGAGAACAUCCGCAAGAUCCUGCUGGGUGAGCACACGCUGGUCAGCACACAGUGGCCCCAAAGCACCCAGAUCAUCCUGGGCUCCCAUACUCUGCUCAGCUCCACUGGCGACCUGCACCGCCAGCGCCGCAAGGUGAGCCUCACAGCCACCCGACAGGUCACACAGCCCAGGCGGCACCUCGGCCCAGACCUGGGCCUCGGUGGCAUGCGUGCUCCCCCUACUUUAACUACCUACCUCUCUUCCCCCCUUCUCCUCCUAGAUCCUGGCCAGAGUCUUCAGCCGUGCCGCCCUUGAGAGCUACCUGCCGCGGAUCCAGAAGCUCGGAUUCUGCUGGGGCUCCGCCUGGACGAAAAGCAGUUCAAGGAUCUGGCCAAAACUUUUGAACAGCUGGUGGAGAACCUCUUCUCCCUGCCCCUCAACCUACCCUUCAGUGGGCUGCGCAAGGGAAUCAAAGCACGGGACAUGCUACAUAAGUUUAUGGAGAAGGCUAUACAGGAAAAACUGCAGAGAAACAACCCAGAAGACCACAGUGAUGCUCUGGAUUUCAUAAUGAAUGGUGCCAAGGAGCAUGGGAAAGAACUCACCAUGCAGGAGCUAAAGGAAUCAGCAAUUGAGCUCAUAUUUGCUGCCUUUUUCACCACGGCUAGUGCUAGCACGUCUCUGAUCCUCCUGCUAUUGAAGCAUCCCUCAGUGAUUGAAAAAAUAAGGCAGGAGCUGAUAUCCCAUGAGUUGUACCAGCAGAGUCAGUGCUGCCCUGCAGGACCCUGCCUGGACACCCUGACCAUCCAGACCAGGGAUAGAGAGAAACCACUUUCCCAGUCUGUGGCCAAAGACGUUCUCAAGGACCAGGGCCAGCCCCUGGCCCCACUGGAGGAAGAUUCCCUCCAGUCCAGUGCCCUGCUGGAGCCCACUGUUCCCCGGAGCAACUCCUGCACUGGUCCCCAGCUCCCAGCACCACCAAGGCAAAGCUGUCACUGUGCCUCAGACAUCAGCCUGGAGAAGCUGAGCCGCCUGCGCUACCUGGACUGUGUGAUUAAGGAGGUGCUGCGGGUGCUGCCCCCGGUCUCUGGAGGCUACAGGACGGCACUGCAGACUUUUGAGCUCAAUGGUUACCAGAUCCCCAAAGGCUGGAGUGUCAUGUACAGCAUCCGUGACACACAUGAGACAGCUGCUGUCUACCAGAGCCCCCCCAGCAGCUUUGACCCAGACCGCUUUGGUGCUGGCCGGCCGGAGGCUGCAGGCCGGUUCCACUACAUCCCCUUCGGUGGAGGGGCACGGAGCUGCAUUGGAAAGGAGCUGGCACAGACCAUCCUCAAGCUGCUGGCCAUUGAGCUGGUCAGCACGGCCCGCUGGGAGCUGGCCACCCCUGGCUAUCCCACUAUGCAGACCGUGCCCAUCGUGCACCCUGUCGAUGAUGGGCUGCAGCUCUACUUCCACCCCUUGCAGCCCAGCCAAGGCCAUGAGGCCUGA
Pseudopodoces humilis (Tibetan ground-tit) is the source of this 1608-nucleotide messenger RNA. NCBI's taxonomy places the organism in Eukaryota, Metazoa, Chordata, Aves, Passeriformes, Paridae. The record is from RefSeq and is a predicted model, not a curated record.